ACGGUCGUUCUUUGUGUUCUUUAGUAAAUUUGAGUUUUUUCUAUAUUAUUUAUUAAUUUCUUAAAGGUUUUAUAAUUAGUUAAUACAUCACUAUUGUUGUAUUGAUAAAAAUGCCGCCAACGGACGCAGACGUUCUGCAAAGUGUUAAUAUGAAUAAGCCGAAACCCAAUCCGAAAAACGAUCCGACGAUGUUUCAAAUAUUUCAGAACGUUCAAUACAACAUUGUACAACACAAAAAGUAUGCUAAGGAGAUGACCAAACUCUACAAAAAGAUGGAUGAGCAACUCUUCAGAGAGAGUUUCAAGAAUGCUUUAAUGUACUUAUUUACUUUCGGAGACACCAGUCCUAAUGUGGACCGGGUUGUCAAGUUUGUGGCCACCUUCUGCACAACCCUGGAUGAUGAGGAGGAGUUCUUGUUGUUUAUCAUCAAUAUUAUUUUUGAUUGUCAAUGCGUGUCUGGCCAGUCAGUCCGGUACCGUGCCAGCCAGCUGCUGGAGGCCGUGCUGUCAGCACUCGGUGAAGAUGCCUCGCUGGAUGAGGACCUCUGCACCAAGUUACUCCAGUCACAGAUGCAAAGACUCCAAGACACCCGCGGCGCCGUGCGAUGCCGAGCGGCGCUCGCGUUACAACGGUUGCAGGAUCCGAUGGAUCCAGAUGAUGAGGUCACAAGGGCUUAUAAAUUCCACAUGAGCUGCGAUCCUAGCGCUUCAGUCAGAAGAGCAAUAGUAUCGCAAAUAGCGAAAUGUACGCGCAACGUGCCCUACGUGCUUGAGCGUCUGUGUGAUGUGGACGAGGCAGUGCGCCGCGCCGCCUUCAUGUACAUCGCCAAUGUCAACGUCACUCAGCUUAGAGUGCGGCAGAGAGUGCACACACUCAAGGUUGGUCUUUCUGAGCGAAGCACCCGCGUCCGCCGUGUGGUUGAAGAGAUCCUCAUCCCCGGUUGGCUGAGCACGUUCAAAGGCAACAUCAUCGAUCUACUGAAGGCUAUACGUUUGGAUAACGCUCAGGAUGCUAAGGAUUCUCAGUAUGUUGCUGGGAAACUGCUGGAAUCAUUGUUCAAGCGUCUACCCAUCUCCGAGCUCCUGUUGUGGCUGCCCACGGAGAAGACCCUCCGCCUAAUACCCGCGGAGAAGCUUAACAAAGAAACAGCGUGGUACUGGAGAUAUCUGGCCGAACAUCUGCAGAAAAUAGACGAUGAUGAAACUUUGGAGAUGGUGCUGCCUGACCUGGUCGUGCUCAUCGGAUAUAUUAGAGCUAUUGUGGAGUCCCCUUGCCCGUCGGAAGCAGACGACCCCGUGAGCUUCAGCACGCGCCAAUAUGUCCUACAUGAACUAGGAUCCAUGCUGCGCGUGUACGACACGGACCCGCCAGGCCGCGCUGCGCUACAGGACCUUAUAACCGACGUUCUCACCGGCGACUACGGACAUCUCAGUGCAGACGUCAUCCGUCCACUAGUAUCAGCCCUAGAACUUGUAUUCCCCGAGCUGUCCCCGCGUAUGGAAGUGGUCUGCGGAGUGAUCUCGGCGCUGCGCGACCCGCCCGAGCCUGAAGCCCCGCCCCCACCCCCGGCCCCGGCCCCGCUGCCCCUACCGGACACGCAGCAGAACAAGAUGAAGCGAGCGAGGUUGCGCGUGUCGCUAAACGUAGCAAUAGAGGCACAGGAAGACGCGGUUAGGGAGGAAAACUACGCGCUCGCUGCCGAGUGCAAAGCUAAGGUGGCAGAGAUUCAGAAGCAACUGGAGGAACUAGAGGUGCAGGCCGCGCCGCCACCGCCGGUUCCCGUUCCUACCAUAAAAGAGAAAGUAUCGGACGCCGCGACGCUGAUCAAGUGCCUCACCAUUCUGAACGCUGCCCUGGACACGCCACAGCUCAAAACUGUUACACCCAUGCUGCGAACCAUAUUCAACGAGUUGGAAGUAGAUAUCUUCCAAAACCCGGACAUCGUAGAGCCUGCCCUAGAAACAGUGGCCCUAUUUGGAAUGUUGGACAAGAAUUUUGCCAAAGACAACAAGGCAUUCUUAUUUGCUAAUCUAUUAAGAUCUACAAGCAUGCAGUCAAUAUGCUCCUCUGAUCUCAGUGCUGCGUCGCAUAGUGGAAACGUUCUGAUCGACACAUCAAACGAGAGUGUAGUGCUCACAGUACUACGCUGUAUAGUGGAUCUGUUGUGCGUUCACGGCGUGCGAGUGUUCGAAGACGAGGAAUCACAAGACGACUCCAAGAACGUGUCUAAGAGCAGGAGGAAGGCGUAUCUGGACGCUGUAGACGAGAACGGUUCCAUUUCGGAGUCCAUCCUAUCAAUGUCUCCAGCGCAUAGUACGGUUAUCGAGUUACUUUUGAAGAUCAUGGACAGUCCAUGUGCGACAUACAGGUUGAUAAUAGUAGAAGGCCUGUGUCGUCUAUUACACCUUGGGCAGAUUGAAUCUCCCUCUAUACUGAGCCGAUUAAUGCUGCUUUGGUUCAACCCUGCUACAGUGGAGGAGGAUUUGCUACGUCAGACGAUUGGAGUUUUCUUUCAAACUUUCCCAGCAAACGUUGAAGGGGCACAGGAGCAAAUACAGAAAGCGACACUACCUACGUUGCGAACUCUUGCAAAUGCUCCAUCCAGUUCGCCGCUAUCAGAGAUAGAUCAGGAAGCGGUCGUCAGGUUUAUUGCGUCACUCACAAGAAUCAACCAUGAGCUGGCUGACAGUCAAGGAUCCAUGGCGAUGUUGCUCUGCAGCUACUUGGUCCGGCAUCCGUCAUCCUCCGAAGUGGGCCUAGCAUGUCGUAUGCUAGCACUACUAUCGCCGCCUAGAGACGCGCAUCAGGCUUCUGUGCUGGCGAAUAUGCUGAAAGACCUCUGUCUCAAACUACCUGACAAACAAUCGACUCGCAACCUCACCCGUUACCUCGGGGCAAUAGAAGCCUCUGAACGUCUUACGAUGAACAAAAUGUGUAAUGCAGAAGGGACUAUGCAAGCGGAUGACACCACAUUUGCAAAUAUAGGAGGCCGUGUCACUACCUCUUUACCAACAACCCAACCUUUGGCCAGAAGCACCCACGUUGUCGUCAACGACACAGUCGAAGAAGAGGUAGAAAUAGACGAGACUUCUCCAACAGAAGUCAUAUCAAAAAUAACCGAAGAAAGUACGGAAACUACGGAACCCACUCCUGUGGCUGAAGACAACUCCCCCGAAUCCAUUCCCGACUCGCAGCCCACACUAGAGGCCGGGCCGGACAGCGACAGCAGCGGAGUCUCGCCAAUCAAGAAGGCCAAAGUUAACAAAGGCAAAAAGAAGAAACUAUCCAUCACUAGAAAAGGGUCGGAUACUACUAAAUCUAAAGGCAAAAAAACCAAGGAAGGGUCAGAAGACACAGAAAACGGAAAAGGCAAAGGCAUGAAGAGUAAGGAGAGUUCGGAAGAAACAGAAAAUGUAAAAGACAAAGGCAAGAAGAGUAAAGUGACUUCGGAAGAAACAGAAAACGUAAAAGGCAAAGGCAAGAAAACUAAGGAGACUACAGAAGAAUCUGCAAAGGGUGGCAUUAAGAGGAGCAGGUCUCAGAGAUCAGUAGCCGAUGUUGAUAGAGCACAAAAAGCCAAAGCAACCAAAUCGAAGAAAGCGCCUCCUAAAUCCCCCUCACCGCCGAAGUCCCCAACUCCGCCUCUCAAAGACAUCGACACCUCCAACAUCACCGUCCGCAAGUCCAGGGGCCUGCACUCCAGUUCCAGCACGGAUUCUGAUUCUAAUAGAGUUGCCAGUAGGAAGAGCAGUGAGAAUGUACCGGUCAAGGGGAGAGGGAAGGGCAAGAAGGCAGAGGUUAAGGGAAAAGCAAAGGGGAAGAAGGCAGUAACCAAAACCACCAGCAGACCUCAAACUCGAGCUUCCACGAGCUCUCGCAGCAGCACGGGCAGCUUCCCGCCCGACGACGACUCGGCUGAUGAGACUGAACUACACACUAUCGUCUACGACAAUGAACUUCAACAAUCUCUGCUGAACGAUAGCAGUGAACUGGCCGAUAGCAGACGCGAUUCCAGGGGAAACGUCACCAUCCCUGAGACGCCUGAAGGAAGCGAUAUGUCUGAUUCCGAACCAGAAGAAGUGAUAACAAAACCAAAAGGCAAACGGAAGUAGUAUCAAAACAAGUCAAAAUGUGUUAUUAACAAUUUAUUAAUUAUUUCUACAGUAAUUAACUAAUUACAGUACGAAUGGGCUAGAGAAAACGGGUAAUAGAAAUGAAGAAAUAACUGUAAGACCUUUUUUUCUAGCAUAUUCAGUAGUGUUCAUCAAUUUACGCUUAAUUGUAAGUUUGUACUAUAAUUAAAUGCCUUUACACAA
Messenger RNA from Cydia strobilella, 4316 nucleotides. It is a transcript of the gene Cap-G, whose product is annotated as condensin complex subunit 3. Gene Ontology annotation, biological process: mitotic chromosome condensation. Lineage: Eukaryota; Metazoa; Arthropoda; Insecta; Lepidoptera; Tortricidae. The transcript has 29 exons. The record is from RefSeq and is a predicted model, not a curated record. Gene Ontology annotation, cellular component: condensin complex; condensed chromosome; cytoplasm. The coding region runs from base 111 to 4112 and encodes 1333 amino acids.